Molecule: messenger RNA, 2585 nt
Organism: Micropterus dolomieu (smallmouth bass)
Lineage: Eukaryota; Metazoa; Chordata; Actinopteri; Centrarchiformes; Centrarchidae
Gene: apcdd1l
Product: adenomatosis polyposis coli down-regulated 1-like
Exons: 5
Coding region: 178-1740 (520 amino acids)
Biological process (GO): negative regulation of Wnt signaling pathway
Cellular component (GO): plasma membrane
Molecular function (GO): Wnt-protein binding
Source: RefSeq, a predicted model, not a curated record
CAUUUUACUCUCCCUCUUGCAAACUUAAGGAAAGCACCAGUGUUGAGAAGUUGCAUGAAGCGUGUGGUUCCAACUGAGGACUUUCUUAUCGGACCAUGGAAGCCAAGAAGUGGAGGAGCCUCUCUGUGUCUUGGAUUUCCCAAGGAUCAAAGUUUGUUUUCUGAGCAGAGUGUGUGAAUGAAGUGUGCGGAAGCAGGAAACAUGUCAAACGGACGUUUCAGUCACCUGUUGAGUGGAGUCUGGCUGCUGUGGCUGUGGCAAGCUGUGUUUGUGGCUGGAACUGGGAGUAAACUUUGGGAGAUGCCCACAGCCUCCUUCACUUCCUCCUCCAACCUCAGUAAGAGCCUGCAGUGGGAGCAGGAGUGUCAGUACCGCCACCUACAGGACAGAGUGAGAAUCACAGCAGACAUCCCCCCAAGGCUGGACGGCACAUGGGUGUCAACCAGAUGUGAAGUCAGGCCCGGUCCAGAGUUCCUUACACGCUCUUACACCUUUCACCCCAGCCGUCACUUCCUAGCCCUGCAACACUACUACACAGACAGCGGCUGUGAGGACCCAGCCUACUCCCUGAUGGUCAGGGGGAAGCUUCGUCUGCGCCAAGCCUCUUGGAUAACCCAGGGUGGCACUGAAGCUGAGCACCACCUCAGCAAGGUGGGUAUCGUGGUGCACAGCCUGGCAGCCAAACAGAGGCUUGUUGCCAGGUUGCCUCCGACCUGCAUGGCUUUGACCCUGGGUCGAGCGGUGCCAGGGAAGCUGUAUGAGCUGUACAACACCCGGGCAGGGAGGGGCUGUCUGGCUGCACUGGGCUUCUCCAUGAUGGAGAUGGGACUGAUACGGGUGGAAACGCAGCACCACAGCCAUGGAGGGAAGGUCCAGGAGCUGUUCUUAGGGGAUAUUCACACUGACUGGACACAGAGAACUCAGUACAGACCUACAGGGUACCAACAGCCACUGCAGAACGCCAUGCAUCACAUCCACCCCUGCCCUGUGUGCGCCCUGGUAUACCGCUCCUCAGAGCAGCGCCCCCCUGUGUUGCCCCGCAGCCCUGCAGCUCCUCUCUCUCUUGCCGGCCGCUGGGUCAGCCAGCGCUGCGAAACCCGUCCCAACGUCCUCUUCCUAACCCGACACUUCACCUUUGAUCCCAACCAGCACGCAUGGGAGGGCAUCUACCAACACUUCUCGGACCCUGCCUGCUCUCAGCCUACUUUCACCCUGAGAGCCUUGGGUCACUAUGCUCAGGGAAACCCCUCCACCAAGGUCUCAGGGGCCACUGAGUUUGUCUUCAAGGUCACCCAGGUGAGAGUCACAGCUGCAGAGGAGCCCACAGCGAAGUUGCUAAAUGGGACGAGGCCAGGAAAGUGUGGUCAGGCAGGAGGCUGGGAGGUCGGAGUGGAGCAGGACUUGACCCCCACAGAUGGGUGCACCCUGCUGGGAAUCAAACUGCCACAUAAGGAGUAUGAGCUCUUCAAGACUGAGCUGGACCACAGGAAACACCUGCUGCUGUUCAUCGGUGAGAGGCCGGCUGAUGGGUCCAGUCCAGACCGACCACAGAGGAGGCCCACUUCCUUUCAGGCUCCAAUGGUGCUUUGCAGUGGGGGGGAGACACAGCCUUCACAUGGCUAUGGCUCAGGUUUUAACAGCAAGCAAGUCCAGCUAGAAGCCAGUGGGACAGAGAGACUGGCACAGCUGGUGUUACUGGUGCUGGGAUCUGUGCUGUGCAGCUGGUUCUGUGAUUAUUAGAGACGUUGUUCAUGAAUGAAGCCUGUUACACAGCUGAAGUCAUUGAUGGACAUUGUUUUCUGGCAGCUUUCUUUCACUCUUCCUCCAUAUGAUGAUGACCACAUGUGUGAUGGUCAAGAAAAAUCAUGAGACACUCAGGAGAACUGAAUAAUUUCUUAAAUCUGUCUUUCAGAUGCUGCCUGUAGGUUCACUUUGAUGACUCUUUACUUCAGCUGCAUUUCUACCUAAAACUAAUCUGUAUAUAAACCAUCAAUAUAUAUAUGCAACUGCCAUCAUUUUAGUAUGUAAAAAUAUAUUCAAUUAAACCAUGUUCUUUUUGUAUAAUGAUCAGAUGUUCUCACUUCACAGUUUAAUUCCUUUUAAUAUUUCUGGAUAAAUACAGUUUUCUUGUCAUGCUAUUAUAACAAAUCAAGAUCACAGUGUGAAAAUGUGGAUCAGCUAUUUCCACGUCAAAAUGUAAGCCAUGGACAUUCCUGUCGACUCCACACAAGAGCUCCUUUUCAUCCAAAAUGCAGUAUAACUAAUGCACUUUGUACAGAACAUUGCUUUCUCAACAUACUGGAGAGAAAAGAAGCUGGAAAGCAGAGAAAUGUAUAAUCAACACUCUAAUAGCUGCCAUGUUCAUUGGUCAGAUGCCACUGUUGUGUAAAAUGUUGCUUUGUCUCUAUUCUCUUUCAAAGCUUGUGUAUUAGUCUGCUUUUCUGUCAGCAGUCAAUCUAAACAAAUCAAAUUAAUAUUUAUUUUAACCAUUUAUGCAAUGCUUUUUAAUAAGAGGAAUAUUUUGGUCUAAUGUUUUACUUAGUUUCACCAUUUAAGAAGCGAUUAUCUAUUUGUAUUAAAAAUAG